CAUUGGUGGAGGCAACUUCACCUCCAGGCAAAUGGCAAUGGGUGAAAGGAUAGCAGAGCUUCCUCCAGACUUGCAGUAUAUUCAGUAUGAUCAUAGUCUGGAGAAGCAGUACCUACCGGCCAUUCGGGGGUUGAUAUCCAAGGAUCUCAGCGAGCCGUACAGCAUCUAUGUCUACCGUUACUUCCUCCAUCACUGGGGCGACCUGUGUUUUAUGGCAAUUGAUCCCAAGACCUCAGCGCUCAUAGGCGUCGUCGUCAACAAACUCGAGAUCCACCAAUCCCACUCCCCACCCACUCUCCGCGGCUACAUCGCCAUGCUCGCCGUAUCCUCGUCAUAUCGCGGCCAGGGGAUCGCCACGACGCUCGUUCAGAAAGCCAUCGAUGCAAUGAUUGCACGUGAUGCGGAUGAGGUUAUUCUUGAGACAGAGGUCUCGAACACGGCCGCCAUGAAGUUGUAUGAGCGCCUCGGAUUCCUGCGGAGCAAGAAGCUGCAUAGGUACUAUUUGAGCGGGAGCACGGCGUAUAGACUGGUUUUGCAGUUGAAGUCACAGCUAGGUUGAGGUUCGGUGGUGUCGAAAUAGAGGGGGUUAACGAAAUGCGUUAUGACACAAGCGAAGACUAUCAAGGUUUUUCGGAUUUGAUCAAUGGAUAUACCACAUUCAACUGCCUGUGUGUGUUGUAUCUAUAGAUGUCUUUGGGGAUCUCUCAGGUUCUAACGGGCAAUUAAUGAUACGCAGAUUGGCAUUUGGAUGAUGGUAAUAACACCACAGGCAUAACAGAAGCAAACCAACAAGAUAGUCAAAUUGAGAAUACCCGA
This is a messenger RNA of Pseudogymnoascus destructans, 816 nucleotides long. RefSeq names its product N-alpha-acetyltransferase mak3 (gene MAK3). The record is from RefSeq and is a predicted model, not a curated record. The transcript has 2 exons. The coding region runs from base 32 to 559 and encodes 175 amino acids. Gene Ontology annotation, biological process: N-terminal peptidyl-methionine acetylation. Lineage: Eukaryota; Fungi; Ascomycota; Leotiomycetes; Thelebolales; Thelebolaceae. Gene Ontology annotation, cellular component: NatC complex. Gene Ontology annotation, molecular function: protein-N-terminal amino-acid acetyltransferase activity.